AUGAAGAUCUUUUAUUACCUCCUCCAUUUCCUGUGUUACGUGACCUUCAUUCUACCAGCCACAUGUACCUUGGUGGAUCCUGAUAAGUGCUCAAAAUCUUAUGGUCACUGUAGGAAACGCUGUUUAAAACAGGAAAAACAAAUUGAUAUAUGUUUCUCACCAAGUAAAAUUUGCUGCAUUGAAAGGGCGUUUGAAAAAUGA
Messenger RNA from Molossus molossus (Pallas's mastiff bat), 201 nucleotides. It is a transcript of the gene DEFB114, whose product is annotated as defensin beta 114. NCBI's taxonomy places the organism in Eukaryota, Metazoa, Chordata, Mammalia, Chiroptera, Molossidae. The transcript is spliced from 2 exons. The record is from RefSeq and is a predicted model, not a curated record. Gene Ontology annotation, cellular component: extracellular region. Bases 1 to 201 code for a protein of 66 amino acids. Gene Ontology annotation, biological process: defense response to bacterium; cell chemotaxis; innate immune response. Gene Ontology annotation, molecular function: CCR6 chemokine receptor binding; chemoattractant activity.